Pistacia vera is the source of this 878-nucleotide messenger RNA. RefSeq lists its product as uncharacterized. The record is from RefSeq and is a predicted model, not a curated record. The transcript has 3 exons. The annotation marks the transcript as partial. NCBI's taxonomy places the organism in Eukaryota, Viridiplantae, Streptophyta, Magnoliopsida, Sapindales, Anacardiaceae.
AAAGCUUCAGGAGCAUUCUCAGGGGCAGAGGCUUAUAAAUCAUUACAUCUUCACUGACUCAGAUAUAGCUGUGGUUGAUGACUUGGGUCAUAUAUUUCAAAACCACCAAAACUUUCAUCUGGCACUAACUUUCAGGAAUCACAAGGAUCAACCUCUGAAUUCUGGAUUUAUAGCUGUCAGAGGCACCCCUGAUGGGAUUUUAAGGGCAAAGGUAUUUCUUCAGGAAAUAUUAAGCAUAUACAGUUCCAAAUACAUGAAUGCUUCCAGAAUGCUUGGUGAUCAGUUAGCUCUUGCUUGGGUUGUGAAGUCUCACCCUUCUUUUGAUACAAGGAGAUUCACCAAAGCACAGGCCUUUGUUGAGGAAAUCGGCGGUGCUUCAGUUCUAUUUUUACCUUGUGCUACAUUCAAUUGGACUCCACCUGAGGGUGCAGGCCAAUUUCACGGCAUGCCCUUGGAUGUUAAGGUUGUUCAUUUUAAGGGUUCAAGGAAACGCCUAAUGCUCGAGUCUUGGAACUUCUUAAGCUCAUCUUCUGACAUUUCAGAUAUGUUGUGUCUCAUCCUGGCAAGUGGAAGAACAAAAUAUGACUUUUGAAUAGAUAUCAUAUGAAUUUAUGUUACAUUACACAUUCUCUCGAGGGAAACAGAUAAUUUCAUUCAAUGGAACUGGGGGGGGAUUUCUUGUGGCAUCAUUCAAAAUGUAUUUCAGUAGCAAUUUAGAAUAGUUUACCUAUCGGGGCUAUCUCUUCCUUUUCCCCCUUGACACCAUUUCCCACCCACAACCACAACAUAAAUUUGUUAGUACUAACAACAAAUGUAACUGGAAACGCAAAUAUUGAUGUUUUUUUUCAUUCAUUUACUCAGAUUGAAGAUUGUUUUAA